Ziziphus jujuba (common jujube) is the source of this 2027-nucleotide messenger RNA. RefSeq lists its product as uncharacterized. The coding region runs from base 332 to 1627 and encodes 431 amino acids. The record is from RefSeq and is a predicted model, not a curated record. Lineage: Eukaryota; Viridiplantae; Streptophyta; Magnoliopsida; Rosales; Rhamnaceae. The transcript has a single exon.
GCCCUAGCGGAGCAGCUCUAUUAAUUUACACUGCUAUAUAUGGCAUAUUGGAGUGUACCCCAGUCCUUGACACAGAGAGAAAAAGUGAAACACAACCCACCAGCCCAAAAAAAUAAAAAACAUUUCACAUCUAUGAGCUUCCAAACCCUAGCAAAGCGCCAACUCUAAAAAAUUCUCUCUUUCUAGAUCUCUCUCAAUCUCUCUGUUUUUCCCAAUACACGGCAUUUUCCGAUCAUGUGAUUCCCGCGACUGUGACUGUGGUUUAGCCCGUUUGAAUACUCUCCGUCUCUUGCAUUAUCUUUUUUUUUUUUUUUUUUUAAACCGAUCAGAUAUGGCGUCGGCAUGUGUGAACAACAUAGGGAUGUCGCCGGAGAAUUUCCUCGACUGCACACCAGCUUCAUACCCUUCUUACGGAUGGUUAAGCCCUCGAAUCUCAUUCAGCCGCGAGUUUCCCGAAGAUGACCCUUUGAAGCUUUCUGGGUCGAAGCCCUCUUCACCGGCCGUGAAGCCGGUAGAUCCACCGGAAGCUUCAGAUCCGGAGGCUUCAGUUGGUGAUUUCGAGUUCAGACUUGAAGAUCCGGUCGCUAUGCUUCCUGCUGACAAGCUCUUCUCCGAUGGUAAGCUCGUGCCGCUUCAUCUAUCGUCCGUCAAGCCCUCGAUCAAUGAGCCGACUACGACGAUGAUAACGACUCCGAAUGCCUUGUCGGAAUCGGAGAUCAGGUCGCCGGAGACUGUGAAGUGUCGCAGGAGGACGGAAAUCUCCGGUACGGACGCGUAUUUGUUCUCUCCUAAAGCCCCGAGGUGUUCGAGUCGGUGGAGGGAGUUGUUGGGGUUGAAGAAGCUCUCGAACUCCAAGAACGAAAGCCACAAAACGACGUCUUCUUCUUCUUCUUCUUUGAAUCCCCCAAAAUCUCUGAAGCAUUUCCUCCAUCGGAGCUCCAAGUCUUCGUCGUCUUCAUCCUCAGACGCUUCUCUGAGCCAACCAUUGUUGAAGGAUUCGGACUGCGAAUCGGUGUCUAUAUCCUCCUCGCGACUCUCGCUCUCGUCUUCUUCCUCAGGCCACGAGCACGAAGAUCUCCCAAGGCUUUCACUCGAUUCCGACAAGCCAAACGCCAACCCCAUUUGCCUCCACAGGAAUCCGAACAACCCGAACCCGCCGAGAAUGAGAAUGGUGAAGCCCAGAGCAGCAGAUAACAAUCAGAGAUCGCUGAUCGACCAUCCGACAAAUGUGACGAGGAUGGGACGGAGUCCGAUUCGGCGGCCGGUGGGAGAAUCCAGUGGGGUGACGAGCAGGGGGGUUUCGGUGGACAGCCCGAGAAUGAACUCUUCAGGGAAAAUAGUGUUUCAGAGUCUCGAACGAAGCUCAAGCAGUCCGAGCAGCUUCAAUGGCGGUCCGAGGUUCAAGCACAGAGGAAUGGAGAGGUCCUACUCGGCUAAUGUACGGAUCACUCCGGUUCUCAAUGUUCCGGUCUGUUCGCUCAGAGGGUCUUCGAAAACGGUCUCCGUGUUUGGGUUCGGACAGCUUUUCUCUUCGCCGCAGAAAAGAGAAGGAAGCGGAACCGGAGGGAACAGUAGCAAAGGUCAUGGACAGCAAAGUAAUAGCAGGAACCGAACUGACCGAACCUGACGGAAGCAGAAGCUGAAGAAGACGAACUAGAAGAAAAGAAACAGACCACCUGAGGGAGGAGAGGGUAAUAACGUCUUUUUCUAACACAGGCUUUUUUUUUUAAUUUUUAUUUUCUUUUAUUCAGACAUUGUUAUUAGGGGUCGCUAGGGAAAAUUAAAAAAAAUUCGCUUCUUUUUUGCCUAACAGAACGCUAAGGCCAUGUAAAUAUUGGGGGUGGGGUUUUAGAUUUUUGAUGGUUUUUAUAAUUCUUGGUAAUUUUCUUCUUUGUUUAGCUACUAUUUUUCUUUGCUAAUUUCUCUGACGGUUAAAAAGAAAAAAAAAAUAGCUAUUGUCAAGUAGAUUUGUUAUAUUGUCAAGUAGAUUGUUGUUUUUAUCAGAGGACAUCUGUUUUCAUUGCUUU